GGCGGAAACUCGCAUACUAAUAUAACGUGUAGCGAGAGCGUUGUUUACUGUCUAGAAAAACUUUUUUUAUAGGUAGAAACAAAAUGGUGUCUCUAACAAUAUCGGAACCCGCGGUGCGAUCAUUCAUUUUCUAUUCUAGUGUUUUGGCUUUGAAAAUGAUGUUCAUGUCAUAUCUAACAUUGAAGAAACGAGUCGGGAAAAACGUGUACGCCAACGAUGAAGACGCAAAGGCAAGGAAGGGUACUGUGAAAUAUAACGAUCCAGACGUCGAGAGAGUUCGGCGGGCGCAUUUGAAUGACCUUGAGAAUAUACCUGCUUUCUGGGUCCUGGGAGCAUUGUACUUGACGACGGGUCCGUCUGCAGCUAUAGCAGUAACGUUAUUCCGGGUGUUUGCCGUGUGUCGAAUUAUAUAUACAAUAGUGUAUGCUGUUAAGCCUGUACCCCCGCCGGCUCGGGGCAUCGCAUUUGGAAUAUCUUCUUUAAUAUCGAUGUACAUGGGGGCACACAUUGUAUUAUACUACUUGCCCGUUCGCAGCUUCAUAUUUCACGCAAGUGUUUUGGGUUUAAAAAUGCUGUCCAUGUCGUUUCUAACUGCAGUGCAGCGAUUCCGAAAGAGAGUAUUCGCCAAUGAAGAAGACGCAAAGAUUUUGGACAACAGCGUAGUGACAUUAACCGACCCAGAUGUGGAGAGAGUGCGCCGAGCACAUUUAAAUGAUCUGGAAAGUAUUCCGCUUUUCUGGAUUUUGGGAGGGUUGUAUUUGACGACCGGUCCGUCAGCUGUUCUAGCUACAGCGCUAUUCCGUACUUAUACAGUAAGUCGUAUUGUACAUACCGUUGUUUACGCAAUUAUACCGCUACCCCAACCAGCCCGUGGGAUAGCGUUCGAUAUUUCUUUUCUAAUUAAACUUUAUAUGGGAGUGCAUGUUAUAUCACAUUAUAUUAUCAGUUAUUGAAUGUCCCCUUCAAUUAUUAUCACUCAAGCAACUGGAUUAUGUAAGACAAGUUCAAUGUCGUUGAUAUUAAUUUAUCAGUUACCUACGCGCUUGCUACUUACCGGACUAACUGGACAAUAAUUUUGUUCAAUAAAUGGAAAUUAUUUCCCACCAAAAUACCAAAUUAAAAAAUAUGAUCAUAUUAUGAUUGAUGAUAAUGAAUCUUCUGUUUUAUUUAAAAUUCAAAUGUAUUAUUUUUAAGAAGGAUAAUUAAUACGUGUUACCUAUUUUUGUUCGUAUAUAUUAUAUACCUUAGUGAUAAGUAGUGAUGUAUUGUAACAAGAAUAUCCAUCGGAGUAGGAUUAAAAAAGCAAUUGUCAUCAUUAUUCCAUUAUGUCUUAUGAGUCAGUGAUUAGCUAUCAAAACUGUAUAUCUACAUUUGAAUGACUCAAAAUGAUAUUGCAGAUUUUUGUGAUUGGUCAACUUUAUAAUAAAAUAUCCAUUGGUCUUAUUGCA
Messenger RNA from Zerene cesonia (dogface butterfly), 1448 nucleotides. RefSeq lists its product as uncharacterized. Bases 84 to 953 code for a protein of 289 amino acids. Lineage: Eukaryota; Metazoa; Arthropoda; Insecta; Lepidoptera; Pieridae. The transcript has 2 exons. The record is from RefSeq and is a predicted model, not a curated record. Gene Ontology annotation, cellular component: membrane.